Molecule: messenger RNA, 2460 nt
Organism: Synchiropus splendidus (mandarinfish)
Lineage: Eukaryota; Metazoa; Chordata; Actinopteri; Syngnathiformes; Callionymidae
Product: extracellular calcium-sensing receptor-like
Exons: 8
Biological process (GO): G protein-coupled receptor signaling pathway
Cellular component (GO): membrane
Molecular function (GO): G protein-coupled receptor activity
Source: RefSeq, a predicted model, not a curated record
CGGACCUUCCGCUGGAUGCAGACGAUGAUCUUUGCUAUCGAGCAGAUCAACAGAGACGGCACGUUGCUGCCCAACAUCACUCUGGGCUACAAGAUCUACGACUCCUGCAGCACUCCUCAUCAGGCCCUGAAGGCUGCCGUGGAGCUGAUGGGCAGCGCCAACAGCUCGCUGGCUGGAGGUGCAACUCUGAACAAAGGCGGCUGCCGUGGAACUGUGCCAGCAGUCAUUGGAGAUGGAGGCUCCACACAGUCUCUGGUUGUAGCUCGGUUUUUAGGAGUGUUCCAUGUGCCUCAGGUGAGUUAUUUCUCCAGCUGUGCCUGUCUCAGUGACAAGAAGGAUUUCCCUGCGUUUUUAAGAACCAUGCCCAGUGACUUCUUCCAGGUUGAUGCACUUGUGCAGCUAGUGCAGCAUUUUGGCUGGACCUGGGUCGGCGUGGUCGCGGGGGACGACGCCUAUGGUCGAGGGGGAGCCAACAUCUUCGCGGAUGAGGUUAGAAAACUGGGUGCGUGUGUUGCACUCCAUGAAAUUAUCCCCAGGAACCGAGGACAGGCUGAAAUAUCCUCCAUUAUAUCCAAGAUCCGCUCCUCUGGUGCGCGAGUCAUCCUGGUGUUUGCUGUGGAGCAAGAUGCCGCAGCUUUGUUUGACGGAGCGCUCAGGGAGGGGCUGAGUGGGAUCCAGUGGCUGGCCAGUGAAGCCUGGAGCACCGCUGCCGUUCUCUCCAGUCCCAAAAAGUACCAUCCCAUCCUGCAAGGGUCCAUGGGAUUUGCUAUUCGCAGGGCUGAGAUCCCAGGACUGCAGGACUUCCUGCUCCGCUUACAUCCCUCCAGCCCAGACGCCAGCGACGACCCCUUCCUGGUGCCGUUCUGGGAAGAGGUGUUUGAGUGCAGGUUAGGUGUGAAAGAAGGAGGUGAUAAACCUGCAUGUACUGGAGAGGAAGACCUGCGGAGUGUGACCAACAUAUACUCAGAUGUUUCACAGCUGAGGAUUUCCUACAACGUGUACAAAGCUGUGUAUGCCAUCGUCUAUGCUAUAAGAAGCAUGAGAGCUUGUGAGAGAGGGAAAGGGCCGUUCGCUGGGCAGGCCUGUCCAGACGUUGUCAAUAUAGAGCCCUGGCAGUUGCUGCAUUACAUCAAACAAGUUGAAUAUCUCAACUCGUUCGGGGAUGAAGUCCAGUUCGACGAGAACGGUGACCCGGCCGCCAUGUACGACCUGGUCAACUGGCACCUGAGUCCGAGCGGAGAGAUUCAGUUCGUCACCAUCGGCAAGUUCGACGAGAACACCGGGGUUGGGAAGCAGAAACUUCAGAUCCAGGAGGAGAAGAUUCUGUGGAACGGCAACGAGACAAAAGUGAGCAUCUCUGAGAAACUCUGGAAGCCAGCGGGGCGUUUGAUCGGUGCAGUUUGGGCUUUGUGUGUCGCUCAGGUCCCCUUGUCAGUGUGCAGCAGCAUCUGUCCUCCUGGAAGCAGGAAAGCCAUCCGGCCAAACUUCCCUAUCUGCUGCCAUGAUUGUGUUGUUUGUACAGCUGGGGAGAUUAGUGAUCAGACAGAUGCAGUAGAAUGUGUCAAGUGCUUGCCGGAGUUUUGGUCCAACGAAGAGCGGACGACCUGCAUCGCGAAGAAAGUGGAGUUUCUCUCAUACGGCGACAACAUGGGCAUCGCCUUGAUGGCCAUUUCCCUCAUUGGCGCCUUCUGCACCUGUGUGGUGGUCUUCAUCUUCUCCUGGAACAGAACCACGCCCAUCGUCCGAGCCAACAACUCGGAGCUCAGCUUCCUGCUGCUCUUCUCUCUGACCCUGUGCUUCCUGUGCUCCCUGACCUUCAUCGGCCAACCCUCCGAGUGGUCCUGCAUGCUCCGUCACACCGCCUUCGGCAUCACCUUCGUCCUCUGCAUCUCUUGCAUCUUGGGAAAAACCAUUGUCGUCUUGAUAGCUUUCCGAGCUACUAUUCCCGGGAGCACGGUGAUUAAAUGGUUCGGCCCUGGGCAGCAGAAAGCCAUCAUCGCCUGCUGUACUUCCAUCCAGGUCAUCAUCUGCACAGUGUGGCUGGUGGUUGCUCCGCCCACCCCAGUCAAGCUGAUGCCGCGCGAGAGCGCCCUGGUCAUCCUGCUGUGUGAUGAAGGUUCGCACGUUGCCUUCGCCCUGGUUCUGGGCUACAUCGGCCUCCUGGCCUUCAUCUGCCUCCUCCUGGCCUUCCUGGCCAGGAAGCUCCCCGACAAUUUUAAUGAGGCCAGGCUCAUCACCUUCAGCAUGCUGAUCUUCUGCGCGGUGUGAGUGGCCUUCAUCCCCGCGUACAUCAGCUCGCCAGGAAAGUACUCCACCGUCACAGAGGUCUUCGCCAUCCUGGCCUCCAGCUUUGGUCUCCUGGGCUGCAUCUUCGCGCCCAAGUGCUACGUCAUCCUGCUGCGACCUGAGAAGAACACCAGGAAGCAUCUCAUGUCCAAAUCUUUGAACGACAAGUUUUGA